AUGGGAGAGGCAAACGUGAUUUUGGGAGUUAGAAUCAUAAGGAAGAAUGAUAGUCUAAUGCUAUCACAACAGCAUUAUGUUGAGAAACUUCUAAGGAAGUUUGGACAUUUCAAUAUCAAACCAGUGAGUACUCCUUAUAAUCCUAACUGUCAAUUAGAGAAAAAUAGAGAUGACUCUAUUGUUCAAUCUGAAUAUGCACAGAUCAUUGGGAGUCUGUUGCAUUUAAUGAAUUUUUCACCAACACCAUCUGUAUCAAUGCGUUGUGAUUGCCAACUGGCAAUAGCCAUUGCAAAGAAUAAAACUUUCAAUGGUAAGAAUAGACAUAUUCGUCUGAGACAUAAUGUUAUUAAGCAGCUGCUGAAAGAUGAAACUAUUUCCAUUGAUUAUGUGAAGUCAGAAGUGAAUUUGGCCGAUCCUCUGACUAAACCUUUAGGGAGAAAAAUAAUAGAUGAAACAUCGAGGGGAAUGGGACUUGAGCCAAUUUGA
Molecule: messenger RNA, 486 nt
Organism: Manihot esculenta (cassava)
Lineage: Eukaryota; Viridiplantae; Streptophyta; Magnoliopsida; Malpighiales; Euphorbiaceae
Exons: 1
Coding region: 1-486 (161 amino acids)
Source: RefSeq, a predicted model, not a curated record